AUGUUUACGCUGCCGAAGAUUGCCUCGGCCAUGCUGGCGCUGGGGGCGUUUCGCGGCGCCUAUGCUGGCUUCGAUCCUAAUGCCAAAACUAAUGUCGUCGUGUAUUGGGGUCAGAACUCACACGGCCAGGGCUCUGGCCCGGAAGCGCAGCAGAGACUUGGGUACUACUGCAAGAACUACCCGGAGAUAGACGUCAUCCCGUUGGCGUUUGUCACUGUCAUCUCGGACCAGAACGGCCUGCCGCAGAUGAACUUUGCGAACCAAGGUUGCAAUGUCUUCCCGGGGACUAACACGAUGAACUGUCCGGACAUAGCCAACGACAUCCACGUCUGCCAAAACACCUACAACAAAACCAUUCUCCUCUCCUUAGGCGGAGCCACCUACACCCAAGGCGGCUUCAGCUCACCCAGCGCCGCACAGCUCGCAGCACGCAUGCUAUGGCAAACCUUCGGGCCACUCAGCAGCCCAUACACAACAUCACUCCGGCCCUUCAGCACAGCCGCAAUCGACGGCUUCGACCUAGACUUCGAAUCCGCAACCAGCAACAUGAAGCCCUUUGCGGACGAGCUGCGGCGGCUCAUGGACACGCAGCCCGACGGCAAACGGCGCUUCCUAACCGCCGCGCCGCAGUGCCCCUACCCCGACUACGCAGACAAGGACUUCCUCGACGGCGGCUCCCGCGUCGACGCCGUCUUCGUCCAGUUCUACAACAACUACUGCGGCGUCAAUUCCUUCGUCCCGGGCGCCGCCGAGCAGUGGAACUUCAACAUGCACACGUGGGACGACUGGGCGCGGCGUAUCGCCGGCGCGCGCCCCAACGCAAAGGUCCUGGUUGGCGUGCCCGCGAGCAGCACGGCUGCUGGCAGCGGCUAUCUGUCGCCCGACCGCCUGCGCCCCGUGCUGGAGUUCUCGGCGCGCUUCCCGAGUUUUGCCGGCGUCAUGCUCUGGGAUGCGAGCCAGAUGGCGGCGAACGCCCCGUUUGUGCAAAGCGUUAAGAGCGUGUUGGAGGGCGUGAGGGCCGCCGAUGAGAACGCCCAGUUGCCGCUUUGUCGGCCGGAGCAGGGCGCGCAGCAGCAGCAGCAGCAGCAGCAGCAGCAGCCGAUGCUGGAGCCGGCGCCCCAGGGCAGGAACGCGUCGUGGGGGAAGAGGGAGGAGGAUGGGGGGGAGGAGAGUGUGAGGGCGCGGGGGGCACGGGCCGAGGGCGAGUUGGUGUAGGCUUCUGUGAUAGGGGCGGAGAUGUGGAGAUUGAAGGGAGAAGAAGACGAGAAUGAGGAGGAGGUGGUGAUGGUGGUGGUGUCGGUGGGGAGGCCAGCGCGUUUCGAUGCACCCGUUUGUUCACGCCUGCCUUUAUUAUAUACUCGCUCGUUCGUCUCUCUUUCAGGGGACGGCGUUCUCUCCUUUUUUUCUGUCGUUGGCGCCGCUCUGGCUCUUCUCUAUAUAUAUAGGUCUUGCACGGCGCUCUUUCGUUUGAUCUUUUUUACAUGGCUGGCUGGCUGGCUUGCUCACUCGCUCGCUCGCUCGCUUGCUUGCUCGCUUGUGCGUGGUGUUGGCUGCUGGAUGCUGGAUGCUGUCUAUACAUACAUACGCUUAGGAAUAAUUGGG
Molecule: messenger RNA, 1602 nt
Organism: Aplosporella prunicola CBS 121167
Lineage: Eukaryota; Fungi; Ascomycota; Dothideomycetes; Botryosphaeriales; Aplosporellaceae
Product: glycoside hydrolase family 18 protein
Exons: 5
Coding region: 1-1215 (404 amino acids)
Biological process (GO): carbohydrate metabolic process
Cellular component (GO): extracellular region
Molecular function (GO): chitinase activity
Source: RefSeq, a predicted model, not a curated record